Molecule: messenger RNA, 1422 nt
Organism: Eremothecium sinecaudum
Lineage: Eukaryota; Fungi; Ascomycota; Saccharomycetes; Saccharomycetales; Saccharomycetaceae
Gene: FPS1
Product: Fps1p
Exons: 1
Coding region: 1-1422 (473 amino acids)
Biological process (GO): water transport; glycerol transmembrane transport
Cellular component (GO): plasma membrane
Molecular function (GO): water channel activity; glycerol channel activity
Source: RefSeq, a predicted model, not a curated record
AUGCAGAAAGAUUUGGAAAUGCAAGAGGUGGACCUGCACGCCGAAGAGCAGCGUCAAAGCUACACGGAACCCUAUCCGAUACGAGAAGUGUAUCGUGAAUCUCCUGUCGUCCAUAGUCACGUGACUCCAAACCUCGGCCGGCGCCAGGGCUCCUCCUCAGGCCAGUCGUCGUAUGAUGAUGACCACUUGCCCGAUGAAGAUGAUAUGGUGCCAGUCCCUUUGAUGGUGAAGCCUAAGGAGAUCUACCAGAAUCCUCAGACACCAACUGUGCUUCCAUCACACAAUAGACCGGUGAACAAAUGGAUGCAUUAUAAGGAGACCUAUUUCAAGGAAUUCCUCGCAGAAUUUCUAGGAACCAUGGUGUUGGUAUUUUUUGGUGACGCUAGUAUAGUUCAAGUUAGAUCAGCAGCUCAAGCUCGUGUUACAGCAUUCCAAAGUUCUUUGGAUGCGAACGCCAAUGCCGGAAUAGCUGGACUAAUGAGUAGUCUCGUCACUCCCUAUCCAGCCGGUGAUGUAUUAUCUAUAUGUUUAUGUUGGGCAGGAGCAGUUGCGUUAGGAUUUUACGCAGCAGGAGGUGCUUCUAUAUCAGGUGGUCAUAUCAAUCCUGCAGUGACAUUGGCAAACUAUAUCUUCCGCGGCCUUCCAGGCAAAAAAGUUCCGAUUUACAUUGCUGGGCAAAUGCUCGGAGGUUACGUCGGAGGGUUGCUUGUCUUCUGGUAUUAUGGUUCUGUUAUCCAAACCACCUACCCUGACUGGUUUGAGAAUGAGGCAGUUGUUGGAAUGUUCUCCUGUGUACCUUUGUCAUACCUUUCCUCUGGAAGGCAAUUUAUCAGUGAAGUGGUGAUUGCUGCCAUUCUCAUAGGAUCUCUAUUCUCUAUGACGGAUCCUUACACCUCGGUAUCCCCUGAGGUGUUCCCAUUCAUGUUAUUUAUUUUGAUCUUCUGUUUAAUGGCCGCUACUACGUACCAGACAGGCGCGGCAUUGAAUCCUGCAAGAGACAUAGGUCCAAGACUAGCCAUGUGGACUGUUGGAUUUGACACUGAUGUGCUAUGGCGGUCUCAUAACCAUUUCUUCUGGGUGGUAAUGACCGCUCCUUUUAUCGGUGGAAUAAUUGGAGGACUAGUGUACGAUACGUUCAUCUUCCAGGGUCAUGAGUCUCCAGUGAACCAGCCAGUCUCUAAAUGGUCUGCAAAAGCGAAGAGUAUUCUGAUGCCAUUCAGUUCGAAGCGCACGAAAGCUCCUUCUAGAGGUGCUACGGGCACAAUUUCUUCCACAUCUGAGAAGGAAUUACAAAUGAGCGACUCAAUUACCAAGAGCGGAGUGUAUUUUCAGCAGAGCGCCGUCAAUCAGAGCGGAGAACACGAGGUUGCUCAGGGAAACACGGCCACAAAUUCAGGAAAUAAAAAGCUUGAUAAGCUGUGA